AUGUCCAGAUUCGGAAGUGGCCAUGUCCAGGACGCAUCUACUAGCUCAGAUUGGGUUGCCAGCCCGUGGAAUCAGCCAGGCAUGCUCCCAGACAAUAACGACCAAUGGAGAGAAAAAUUCACACCGGAAAAUUGCUUACAAAGCGGACUUUCGAAGGGCGCCCUUCUAGUUUCUGCAGCUGUCGCCCUCAUUCCACCCUUUUCCCGGGCGGCGAACCCGCCAUCUCUCUCUCUUCCAGACGUAGCGGCACUCCGCCUAUGUACCAUAUUCUUCCUGGGUAAUGCCUGGAGCCUAAGAGCCACUUUGAAUGCUCGACUACACGGUGCAGAGACGGCCGCCGAAGCGAUUGAGGGGAAGAAGGCUGAAAAUACAGACGAGGCCAGGGCGGCGCAUAGACAGGGUCGCUAA
Babjeviella inositovora NRRL Y-12698 is the source of this 408-nucleotide messenger RNA. RefSeq lists its product as uncharacterized. Bases 1 to 408 code for a protein of 135 amino acids. The transcript has 4 exons. NCBI's taxonomy places the organism in Eukaryota, Fungi, Ascomycota, Pichiomycetes, Serinales. The record is from RefSeq and is a predicted model, not a curated record.